Molecule: messenger RNA, 793 nt
Organism: Bipolaris sorokiniana ND90Pr
Lineage: Eukaryota; Fungi; Ascomycota; Dothideomycetes; Pleosporales; Pleosporaceae
Exons: 2
Coding region: 22-741 (239 amino acids)
Biological process (GO): regulation of transcription by RNA polymerase II
Cellular component (GO): nucleus
Molecular function (GO): RNA polymerase II transcription regulatory region sequence-specific DNA binding; DNA-binding transcription factor activity, RNA polymerase II-specific
Source: RefSeq, a predicted model, not a curated record
GCUUAACAUAGUUUAGAAAUUAUGAUUGCUAUCCACACAGGCUAUACUGAUAUUAGUUCUCGUACAAAACCUUACUGCCACCGUUGCGACCGAACAUUCGAUACCGGUCGAGCAAGAGACCAGCAUUACGAUGCCUCGGCUCGUCACCACAUUUGCGAUGUCUGCCGGUUCGACGGCUCCUCCUAUGAUGAGUCAAUACAACACAAUCGCAGUACGCUUCAUAGGAUUAUGUGCGAUGGUUGUGACGAUGAUGGGUGGUGGAUACCGGAUAGCCAAGCGUACAAGGACCAUUUGAGGAAUGAUAAUGUGUGUACGACAUGCGAGCGUCAUUUCGAUAGCCUCAACAACCUGCGACAUCACAAGCUGGUGCACCUGAAGCCUUCCGUUGAAUGCUAUGGUUGCACUCGGUCCUUCACUACUUAUUCCGGGAUGAUAAUUCAUCUAGAGUCUGGGACGUGUGCGUCUAGUAUUGAUAUUCUGGACUUAAACAAGUCAGCUGCAAUGUGUUACCAAUGGCAGAAGUUCCUGGACGAGGAAUACCGUGACGAUAUCCUUAGCUGUUAUGAUUUGGAGGAAGAGUACGAUGGCGCGGUUUAUCCGUUUAAGUGUCCAGAAUGCGACACUACGUUUUCAAAACUUUCAGGACUCUUCCAGCAUGUAGGUAGUGGGUCUUGCGAACAGAGGUUAAACCGCGGGCCGAUAGCCAAGCUUGUGAAGUGGUUGUCAAACAGACAUGCCUAGUAAGCAGAUUUAGAAGAGCUAUAGCAAGGCUAUACUUUAAUUAAAUGACGUU